AACUGUGUAUGUUUGUGUCGCCGAGUUCGUGUUUGUAUGUGUAACGGCAGCCUUUCGAAGCCUUGGGGCCUUUGUGACAGGGAACUUGCUUCACUGUAACUUGACUGGCUCGCUGCACGAUGGACAACGCAAUCGGAGAAGUAUUAAAUAUUACAUCAUUGAAAAGUGGAAUAACAACAGUGGAGUAAAUAUGCAUAAGGCAGGGAAUAGGUGAGCUCGAGUGCACGCCACCAAUGGCGGCAUUAAGCCCAAGCUCUGUUGCUACCCUGGUUCAAGAAUUGAAAGGCACCCUUGGAAAUUCGUGGCCAGCAUUUAACACCGGUUCUGGUGACGCUGGCCGUCUUGAGGUUGACCACUACCAGAUCACUCCUCUUGACAUUGAUGAUAUGGACAUAAUGGAUACAUCGCAUAAAGUCGUCCCUUUCAAUCAGCUGGAGCAGUAUUCAGGACUGAUGGACAAUGUGGAGCUGGUAGAACAGCCACAGCAGCAAGCAGAGCCACCAAAGUAUACUAUACCAUCAGAAGCAUCAAGCUGCGGACAACUGCCUGCAACGAGUGUCUUCGAGGGCCAUUAUGGAUUUGAUGUGACUUGUUCAUCACAAACCAAAUCCACUAAAAGCGUCAGUUGGACGUAUGAUGAGGGUCGCCGGAAACUCUUUGCGAACAUGGGUGUGGUAUGCCCGUUUCGCAUCUCUGUCACCAGGACUCCACCUUCAGGCACAGUGGUGCGGGUGAUGGCAGUCUACUCGCAGCCAAAUGAUGCCAUGAAUGUGGUGAAGCGCUGCCUUGUACACAUGGCUGAAACUGACAAAGAUAACCACGACCAAAAUGCACCACCUGCACAUCUUAUCAGGUGUGUGAACCCAAGCACACAAUACCAUGAGGAUAAGACAACUGGCCGUCACAGCAUCACGGUCUUGUAUGAGAGACCUGAAGCUGAAAUGGCCUACACGGUCUACCAUCUACGCUUCAUGUGCCUGAGUUCGUGCAAUACAGGCAUGAACCGGCGUGCUGUCAAGCUUGUCUGGACCCUUGAGCAAAAUGGCAGCAUCAUUGGCAGGCAGGUAAUCGACCUCAAGGUGUGUGCCUGUCCUGGAAGGGAUCGCAAGAAUGAGGAAAAGAUGGCUGCCAGAGAGAUGAACAACAGCCUCUUGGGACUGGUGACGGGAGGUGCAGCACCCCAUCCUGUAGCCAAUCACCCUUCCCACCAACCUGUCAACACUGCGCUGAGCCAGACACGACCUCAGAAGAGAGGGUUAAUGUCUGUGGCCACUGUCAUCACUGGAGGCAUUGCGGGAGCCCCAGCAAAGAUCAGGAAGACAGAGCCAGAGUCCGAGGGGGAGUACACACUAACGUGCUCCAACAAGAAGAUCUACAAAAUUCUCAAAUUUCUUCGUGACUCAACUAUGCUGUACAGCACAAUGAACCCAACCGCCUUGAGGGGCAGUGAAGGCAGUGGAGACAGCUGUUCACCACCCGUGUCAUCUGCUCAGACUAUCAUCAAUAAGCUGGAUGCUACAGCACAUCCUGGCUGCAGUUCCACGUCUCCUACCAGUGCAGCGGCCCAGCUUGCUGGCAUGAAAGUGGAAGACAGCACUGACAUUACAUCAGGACCUGGUGCUCUUCAGUGCUGGCUUGAGAGCUUUGGCCUGCACACCUGCUUUCCCAUUCUUCUGGAGAAGGGAAUCCGUGACAUGAAUGGGUUGAAACUCAUGAACUUCAAGACACUCAAGCGACUGCGGCUCAGGGAGCAGCAGGAAACAGCCCUGAUCAAUGCCAUACGUGGCCUCAACUAUGACGAUGACGAUGAGGAGCUGUUUCCAAGUCAGGAACUGCCUGCAGCCCAGUCGCAAGGAACGCUGUCGCAGGAAAGCACAGCCGAUUUGAGCCAGCAGAGCUGCACGUCAACCAGCAGUGCUAGGCAAUACCGCGUCACUCGCAUUCGCCUUAUUCAGCCCAUUCCAGACCACGACUACUCUUAGGCCCUCACCUUUUGUUACUGUUAACAUAUUACUCUGAUGCCACUGUGUAGCCAGGUUUCACAAAGCUGGUAGGGACAUUUUGCACGAUUAUGUUUGCCAAAACUAUUCAUCUUAAAACUUUUCGGGCGCAAACAAACGGACGAAAAAUAAGAGCAACACAAGGACGAGCGCUUCCUCCACACAAGGAAGCGCUCGUCCUUGUGUUGCUCCUAUUCUUCGUCCCUGUUUGUUUGCACCCAAAAAGUUUUAAGGUGAAUCUGCUCAAACUAGGCCGACUCGCAGUUAUGCCAAAACUAUGUUAGCAGUGCUUCUGUUCUGAACUGUACUUGGUAAAGAAGAGGCAGUUAAAUCUUGUCACUUAGGAAAUCAUAAGGUUAGGGCAUAAGUAGAAUGUGGUGCCACUAAAUAAGCAUUAUGCUCACUUCAUUUGGGUACCUGCACUGACUAUCACUUUCGCCUGCCCCUACUCCUUCCGCACGGGGAGCCAUUCAGAGCUAGCUCUGCUUAAUCUCCCUUCCUUUCUAUGCAUCCUUUCUCUCUCUGCACCCAUCAGCUAUGUUUUGGCAUGAGAGUAAUAUGAUCAUAGUAGUGUACUUAAUGCUGCAUAAACUUUCUACUGUUGCUAGCCAAGUUGCUAGAAACCUAGUGCUUGUAAAGAAACAGCAAUGUUAGUCAUUCCUGCUGGCCGGGAGUUGUUUUUUAUCGUCUUUUCACUACUGGUGAAAUGUCUGUUGCUUGUACAUGAGACGUGAUCUUGUUAUUGUUUGUCUCAUGAGUUGUGUUAACAUUAAUUUUGACAAGUAGAGUUUGUUGGAGGAAAAGUAGUGAGCAACGAGUCUGUGUUCAUAUUUUUUGACCAGAGUUUUUGGAAUGUUUCUGAUAUUUAACUUUUUAGGUGUCAGUCUGUGAAAUGCCCUGUAGCUGGAUUUGUAGCUGCCUUGUAGCAUUUGGAAAGCAUGUGGUGAGAUAUACAAUUUUCGAACUUGAAUUGAAUGGUAUAUUGUUACUUUAGACCAUUUGGAAUGUUUUUGAGAUUAUUUUUGGUGCCUUGUUUAUUGGUCUGUGAAAGUCUGCAAAUUGCAGACAUGCUUGCUUUCUGCACAGAGACAAGCUGCAUUUAUUUAAGACAUUGGGACUCGGGGCUUUAUUUUUUCUUUCAUUUUAUUCAUAGCAUCUGGAUUUCUAUGCAAGGGACAAAUUGGUAUUUUACUAAAUGCUAACUGAACUUUGUGGUAGCCUUGCAUCAAAAGAUGAACCUAUUUUAACACAGUGGCUGAAGUGGAAGCAUAAAUAAGGUUGCAGAGUGAACCUAGUAAGUUUUCCGCAAUGAAUAGGUCUCUGAACAGUAGCAGAGUGCUGCUUUAUCAGUGUAGUUAACCAUUCAGAGGCAAGUUGCCUGUGGCACUGUGUUAAUGUAAAGAAAGUUUUGCUUGAAGGAUUAUGUUGUUUGUCUUCUUCACACCUGCACAUGGUACAAAAAUAUUUUGUUUUUUUAUCUCUCCCUGUGUGUUAAAUAAACCAUUCGUCAGUUAGUAGUAUUCA
Molecule: messenger RNA, 3524 nt
Organism: Dermacentor andersoni
Lineage: Eukaryota; Metazoa; Arthropoda; Arachnida; Ixodida; Ixodidae
Product: cellular tumor antigen p53-like
Biological process (GO): apoptotic process; regulation of transcription by RNA polymerase II
Cellular component (GO): nucleus
Molecular function (GO): DNA-binding transcription factor activity, RNA polymerase II-specific; RNA polymerase II cis-regulatory region sequence-specific DNA binding
Source: RefSeq, a predicted model, not a curated record